This is a messenger RNA of Penicillium coprophilum, 1017 nucleotides long. RefSeq names its product tetratricopeptide repeat protein. The coding region runs from base 1 to 1017 and encodes 338 amino acids. The record is from RefSeq and is a predicted model, not a curated record. Lineage: Eukaryota; Fungi; Ascomycota; Eurotiomycetes; Eurotiales; Aspergillaceae. Gene Ontology annotation, molecular function: protein binding. The transcript has 7 exons.
AUGCCCUCACUACGCAAUAUCCUACACAAACGCGAUGACCUCAGCACCACCCAAACACCUCAAAAUGCACAAGCAACACCCAUAGCACCCGAGUUCAAGCUCAUCCGCUCAGACACAAACACUCAGGAGAUAAUCAACCUCCCAUCCCACCCAGAUGACGAACCCCAUUACCUAUCAUCACCUACCCAAGAAGAGCCCUCCUCUCCGCGCCGGAGCUUCCAACUCUUCCACCGCUCCCCCAAACCUGCCUCAGCCACCUCGCAAUCCCCUCCCCGUCGCGAGCGCCGUCUUUCAAACCUCCUCCACCUCGACUCCCGCAGUCGCAGUAACUCGCGUGACUCCUCCGCUAACCUCCCCGCGGACCUUCCGCAGAUUGAUGAUGAUCAUAGCGCGAGUAACCAGGAGCGCGAGGCCUUGUGGGAAAAGAGGGCUACUGUGCUUGUGCAGCGGAAUCCCCAGUUUGCGCAAUCCGGUUCAUCCCUACCGCGGCAAGGUGAGGGGGAGGCGUCGCUAGGGCUGGGAUUGGGGCUAGAGCAGCCUAGAUCGAGGAGUUCGAGUCAGAGUCGGGUUGGGAUAGAUCCAAACGAAGACAUUAAUAUUCAAGAGGCAAUUCGACUGCAUGAAGCUGGUGAUCUCGAGCGAUCAACUCAGAUGUUUGGACAACUUGCCGAUCCAAAUGGCGCCAAUAAUCCUUUGAGUCAAGUUCUUUAUGGGCUCGCAUUACGACACGGAUGGGGAUGUCCUGUGGAUACCCCACGCGCUGUGACCUAUCUCUCCGCCGCAGCAUCCAACUCGGCCGCGGUUGAGGCAGAGGCCCUCCGUGCUGGGUAUUACGAGACUGCUGCGAACUUGGGUGAUACUGAUGCCAUGAAUGAAGUGGGCUGGUGUUAUCUCGAGGGAUUCGGGGGUAAGAAAGACAAGUUUAAAGCAGCCAAGUAUUACAGACUUGCCGAGAAGAAUGGGUGUCCUACUCUCGGGAAUUCAUGGAUCUGGAAAGACAAGUAUAACCCAAAGUAG